This is a messenger RNA of Dalotia coriaria, 3131 nucleotides long. RefSeq lists its product as uncharacterized. NCBI's taxonomy places the organism in Eukaryota, Metazoa, Arthropoda, Insecta, Coleoptera, Staphylinidae. The record is from RefSeq and is a predicted model, not a curated record.
CGUCAGUCUCACCAUCCUGUCGGCUGGCAGUUCGGUCACGGCCCGAAUUUUUUCAUUUUUCUCUUCUAUACAUAUAUUAUACACAGACGCGCGCGCGAAUUGCGAAAGGGACACGCAGUGCACGCAGGAAAAUUCAAAUCAACACACGAAGAACACAAACGGGUACCAAGUGUCGGUGUGCGCGAAAGGCGACCGAGGAAGAAUUCGCGCGCGUAUUCCGGAGAGAUAAACAAUUAGCGCGCACCGCCGCCCCCGCCCGCCGAGACCACACACCCGACCGGACCACGCGAAGGCGGAGGCGGCAACGGCGAGGAGGAACACGCGCGUAGUGCUGCGAGAGGAAGGUGGCCAGCGCGCGGUGGUGUGCUGCACGUGCGGUGGUGGUGAGUGGCGGUCGAGAUGCGUCUCCAUCAUCACCAGCAGGCCUGCUGGUGAUCAUCGCACACGCCGCCAGUGUCAUCCGAGGCGAGCACACCGUCAUCAGCCGCAGCCGAGUCCACUCAAGUAUGCAAAUCCUGCGAGCGUUCGCCAAUAUCGACCCGUCAAUAUAAUCGCCGAAUCAAUCAAAUCAGAACCAAGCGUGCCGUGACCACCAACAUCCGUGCUCGCACACCGGCGUCACGAACGAUGCGAUUGCUAGCAGUGCUCGCCUUGCAUCGCGCCACCGGCGGCUCGACGACGACGACGACGACGACGAGGGCGAGCGGCAGCACAUUGGAGGCGGCGACGGCGACGUGAGAUGCGCACGGCACCUGGGCGCGCUGGGCGGACGAUGUGAACGCGGGCGGCGGCGAGCGCCAGAGCCCCGCGCACGCAUCUCUCGCAGACGAGGCGGCGGCACCACCGCACGUUAUAGUUCCUCACGACGUCCCGCAUUAUAUACACAUAUACAUAUUUGUACUCGAGAUUUAAGAGUGGAGAGCAAGCAACAAAACGAAGCAGAAACAGUCGAGAGGCGAAGACACAGCGGCGGCACCAGCAUGCGGCGCGGAUGGCAUCCAUGUGUUCAUUCAGGGACACCGAACGCACCGAGCAAAAAAUAAGCAAUACGUUUUUCGUGUCUUAAUUUCGAGACGAGACGAGCAGAGAGGUGGCGUGCGCCGCGCGCGAACAAGGAAUUAUACAUAAAAAUAUACACAGGAAAACAGUUUUGCUUCCUGCACACCACGAGAGAGAGGGUAUAUUUUCGGUUGAACUCGUACUUACUACGCUGAUAUAUUAUACAUAUACAACUAUAUGAGAAAUUAUUACUUAACUGUCUUGUCGUCUAUGGUAGAGUGAUUUUAAUACGAGAUAAUUUUACACCCAACACACAUACGCAACACACGCAACACACACACACAUGUGAGGUGACUAGCGCGCAGACGCCGCGUACUUACCCAACAUAACCAAUGACAAUAUUAAGUUAUAUCAGCGCCGAGACGAUGGCAGCACGUAGGCCUAACUGCGCGUUCGGGUCGAGCAAUCGGUUGUGCAAAACGAAGCAUAAACGCUGUACAAUCAUUGUUGUUUAAUGUUUUCCCCCCUUCCGAGUUACCUCCAGAUACGACAACACACGAGACACCACGGGCAAAGCGGGUAAUAAACAAAGAGCAAACCAGAAACUAGAAGCAAACUUAUCUUUGUGAAACUAUAUAUAUAUACUCUUAUGAAUUAUAUGAUACUCGUAAUUGUGCGUUCUAUUUUUUUACGCAUGGAUGUUUGAUAGGUUUUACAAGCGCAGCCAACGGCUCAGCUGUUGGACACGUAGAGAUACACAAUCGUUUUUUAUCGAAGAAGAAUUCGCGCACAAUUCGGUGGCGUAGGCAGCCGGGCGGCGCGGAUGAUAUCAGGGCUGGGGGUCGCACCCGCAAUGCUGGGCGGACAAAGGGCAGAGGAGUGAGUCGAGUGCAAUGUACGCGGCGGCCGGGGGCGCGAGCCUCGCCAGUCGGCAGGCGCGCCAGCGGCAGCGGCAGAACAAGAAGGCCGCCGCGCAGAAGGCGUCCAAGGCCAGCGAUAUCCUGCCGAAGCCGCCGCAGAAGGGACAGUUCCAUAACUAUACCGACGAGCAGGUGCCGCGGCUGUCGCGCGUUGAACGCAACGCGCUCAAACCGCCGGCGGCGCUCGCGACUGGUGACCGCCGCCACAGCACCUCCAAUUAUCAUCUGAAAGAACCGAGAGCGCGUAUUAGGGAGAGCCCCUCGAUCUGCCUGCCGGUGCAUCCAUCGCAUGGUCAUUGCCAUAGUCAUGCGCUUCAUCAUUCGCAUGGUCCAGCUGCUGCUGCUGCUGCGGCGGCGGCGGCGGCGGCAGCGGCCGCCACACCACGUUCGCCCUCGGUCGUCAGCCACCAGCUGCCGCAGAUCCUCAUCCCGGAGGGUGAUAAAUCCCUCGAGCGGCGGUGUAGCUUCGUGCGGCAGGUGGAAGAAGAGAAGGAUGGUGAGAAGGGCGUGCUGGACCGAUGUAAUCACAUGUGCAACUUCGAGAUCAAGGAGAAGACGUGGGACCACCACGAUCCGGGCUUCUACACCGAGUACGACGUCUUCGGCAGCCUGGAUUAUCCUUUCUCCGAGUGCUCGCAGGGUCGGGCAGCAUGGCAAGAACGGGAACGGAGACGCUGCUCCCUCUCGGACGAUUUACGACAGCAUCGCCUCAAGCAGAACGAGGCGCAUCACAGAUGGAUGAAAUCGCUGCGUAUCCACGACACGACAUAUGGCGGGAGCAGCGAAGAGGAAGACUUCUUCGACGUGUAUCACCAGAGCGCGGCGGCCAAUGCACUGCUCUACGUUGGGCUCGGCACGGUCGCCAUCGGCGCGGUCAUCUUCUUCGUCGGCACCGGCGAGAAGGGCUUCAAAACGCUGGAGCUGCGGCUGAUCGGUCCCACGCUGGUCGCGUGCGGCUUACUCUGCUGCCUGGUGCGCGUGCUGCUCUGUGCGUGCCCGUCGACGUGUCUGCGCGGCCGCAAGAAGGCGCGCCUCAAAACGUGUGCCCGCACGGCGGCGGGGCGGCGCGCAUCCGCACCCGCACCACACCAUCACGGUGGAUCCGCGAGCCGCUGCCCGCUGACGCGCGACCGCUCGGCGGACGCAUGCCAUCCGAGGACUACGCACGCCUCGACCUCGUUCGAGAAGCAUAAAAGAAAGUGUCCAUCGUGA